Molecule: messenger RNA, 1341 nt
Organism: Brassica oleracea var. oleracea
Lineage: Eukaryota; Viridiplantae; Streptophyta; Magnoliopsida; Brassicales; Brassicaceae
Product: putative hydrolase C777.06c
Exons: 10
Coding region: 107-1075 (322 amino acids)
Source: RefSeq, a predicted model, not a curated record
UUAUUUUUUUUCUCCUCGCUUCGUUCUGUUAACUGCGUUUUUUUACUCGAGGUUCCUCCUUCGCCGGAAUAUUCCAGAUUUAAACGGCGACACUCGUAUAUCUCCGAUGAUGGAAGACGGUUCGAUUCCGGCUGAGAACGGCUCGGAUCGCGAUGGAUCGGCUCUGAUAUUCCUGGGAACGGGAUGCUCGAGCGCGGUCCCUAACGCAAUGUGCUUGAUCCAGAAAUCGGAUUCUCCCUGCCACGUCUGCUCUCAGUCUCUUUCGAUCCCUCCCGAGAGAAACCCUAACUACAGGGGAAACACUUCACUGCUCAUUGAUUACUGCCAGAGUGAUGGCAAUCAUAAGUACAUUCAAAUCGACGUUGGCAAGACGUUCAGGGAACAAGUCCUUCGUUGGUUCACUCUUCACAGCAUUCCUCAAGUUGACUCUAUCAUUUUGACCCAUGAGCAUGCUGAUGCGGUACUCGGCCUCGAUGAUAUACGUUCCGUGCAGCCGUUUAGUCCCACCAAUGAUAUAGAUCCUACUCCCAUUUUUGUUAGUCGUUAUGCUAUGGACAGCCUUGCUGUGAAGUUCCCGUAUUUGGUUCAGAAGAAACUUAAAGAAGGCCAAGAAGUUAGGCGAGUGGCGCAGCUGGACUGGAGAGUCAUCGAGGAAGAUUGUGAGAAGCCUUUUGUAGCUUCAGGCUUAUCAUUCACGCCACUUCCAGUGAUGCAUGGAGAAGACUAUGUCUGUCUUGGUUUCCUUUUUGGAGAAAAAUCAAGAGUGGCGUAUAUAUCCGAUGUCUCACGCUUUCUUCCAAGCACCGAGUAUGUUAUAUCAAAAACUGGCAGUGGACAGCUAGAUCUCCUUAUCUUGGAUACACUAUAUAAGACAGGAUCCCACAACACCCAUUUGUGUUUCCCGCAGACACUAGAGACAAUCAAAAGACUGAGUCCGAAAAGGGCUCUUUUGAUCGGAAUGACUCACGAGUUUGAUCACCACAAAGACAACGAGUUUCUUGAGGAAUGGUCUAAAAGGGAAGGGAUUUCAGUAAAACUUGCGCAUGAUGGCUUGAGAGUCCCUAUUGAUCUAUGAAGAGGUAAAAAAAAGCUGAACAUCUAAAUUUGAAGAUGAGGAUGCUUAUGUGGGUCUUCUUUUCUUAAGAUACAGAGAGAGCUUCAUAUCAAGAUUAUCACUAAAAGGUUUUUGUUUUGUUAUUUGUUAUCUUAAGUUGGAUUUUUUUGUGUAUUCUUUAAGUUAUAGUUUAGGAUUUAAACUUUGAUUAUUAUCUUGAUGAUUUUGUUUCAGAUAUACCUGUUAAAAUAAUAAGUAAAGAAAGAACACAGUUCAUCUUAAAAUUA